Messenger RNA from Cornus florida, 1594 nucleotides. Its product is annotated as polynucleotide 5'-hydroxyl-kinase NOL9-like. The transcript is spliced from 9 exons. Bases 155 to 1264 code for a protein of 369 amino acids. Gene Ontology annotation, cellular component: nucleus. The record is from RefSeq and is a predicted model, not a curated record. Gene Ontology annotation, molecular function: polynucleotide 5'-hydroxyl-kinase activity. Gene Ontology annotation, biological process: cleavage in ITS2 between 5.8S rRNA and LSU-rRNA of tricistronic rRNA transcript (SSU-rRNA, 5.8S rRNA, LSU-rRNA). Lineage: Eukaryota; Viridiplantae; Streptophyta; Magnoliopsida; Cornales; Cornaceae.
UGUCAGAGUGGCAGUUCGAUUGGCGAAUAAUUCGAAAUCACAAUUUCAAUGUGGUCUGCAAACUCCACAGUACCAUGCCUAGAGUGUGUACAGGUAUGUGUGUAUAGACAAAGAUAUCAUACAUAGACGAAGAGGAACAGAGAGACAGAGAGUCAUGGCUUCAGUCUCAGAGACACAAACUCCAUUAUUCAUUCCAGAGGAGUGGUGCGACGCUGCGGACACCAUAGCAUACGAUUCAAUCACUUCGCCGCCUCCGAUUGCCUUCAUUUGCGGCGCCAAAAAUAGCGGCAAAACCACCUUCUCCCGCUACCUCCUCAACGUUCUCCUUAAAAGAUACAAAAAAGUAGGUUACUUGGAUACAGAUGUUGGGCAGGCAGAGUUUACUCCUCCUGGUUGUUUAUCACUGACUGUAAUUGACGAAAUAACUCCAGAUUUGGCAAUUCCUUGCCUGAAAACGCCUGAGAGAUGCUUUUUCUUUGGAGAUAUUUCCUCAAAAAGGGAUCCAACAUCAUACGUGACAUAUAUAUUUGCCCUAUACGACUACUAUCAGAAAGAACUCUGCACGUCUGAUAAGAGCGGAAGCCCUGGUAACACCGGCUUGCCCCUUGUCAUUAAUACACCUGGCUGGGUGAAAGGUAUUGGCUAUGACAUGCUGGUGGAUAUGUUGAAAUAUAUUUCUCCUUCCCAUGUAGUUAAGACAUGCAUAUCUGCUGAGAGUAAGAAUCUACCGGCUGGGGCAUUCUGGUUGGAUCAGGAAGUUGAUGCGGCAGUGACACUUAUUGAGGUCAAUUCAGCUCGUCAGGAUUCUUUCAAGAGAGUGGUUCUGGCACAAAAAGAUGCACGCCUUCUGCGGGAUUUGCGUAUGAUAGCUUAUUUCAGGCAGUGCUUUCCAAGUGACUUAGAUAUCUUGACGAUUAAGAGACUUGCUGAUGCAUUGGCUGCUCACCCUCCUUAUGAAAUUCCAAUGUCAAGGAUCAAGAUUAAACAUCUCCAUUGCCAGGUCCCAAGCGCUGAAUUAUUCUGCAGUUUGAAUGCAACCAUUGUUGGCUUGGCAGUUAGUUCUGGAGAUCCUGAGCAUUUGCCUUCAUGUGUUGGUUUAGGAAUAGUAAGAGGCAUCGACACUUUCAAACGUUUACUCUCCAUCAUUACCCCUGUUCCACCGAACACUCUGGAAAAGGUUGAUCUUUUACUACAGGGGUUUAUCAAAAUUCCUGAUUGUUUGUCGCAGGUGCAGGAAUAUGUCUCACCUUUGCCCACAAACUAGCGGAUUCCAGUUGCUGAUAUUCAAAAACUUUUGCCAAGUCUCUCUACAGUUGAUUAACUAACUACAGAUUUAACAAACAAAAUGAAUUAUAUCAGAUAUAUAUACAUGUUUGUAACACAUGGCAUAUAGUUGAUUAGAUAUGCUAUUAAUUCGGGACCUGGUGUUUCUGAAUAUUUUACAGGGUUUACUUAAUACUGGAAACGAUGUGCUAUAAAUUGAUGCAAGACCAUAAUCACUGGGUUGUUUAACUGUGAUUACUUAUUAUUACAUUUCGGGAUACGAAAUUUGGUUGCUCUUGAACAAUUAUGGUAGUUGGUGUGUUUUAUCUUA